Molecule: messenger RNA, 1410 nt
Organism: Melozone crissalis (California towhee)
Lineage: Eukaryota; Metazoa; Chordata; Aves; Passeriformes; Passerellidae
Gene: TFAP2B
Product: transcription factor AP-2 beta
Exons: 8
Coding region: 1-1410 (469 amino acids)
Biological process (GO): regulation of cell population proliferation; anatomical structure development; regulation of transcription by RNA polymerase II
Cellular component (GO): nucleus
Molecular function (GO): DNA-binding transcription factor activity, RNA polymerase II-specific; RNA polymerase II transcription regulatory region sequence-specific DNA binding
Source: RefSeq, a predicted model, not a curated record
AUGCACUCACCUCCUAGAGAACAGCCUGCCAUCAUGCUCUGGAAACUGGUUGAAAAUGUCAAGUAUGAAGAUAUCUAUGAGAUGUUAGUCCACACCUAUUCCGCCAUGGACCGGCAUGAUGGAGUGCCCAGCCACAGUUCCAGGCUGUCCCAGCUGGGAUCCGUCUCGCAGGGACCCUACUCCAGCGCUCCUCCGCUCUCUCACACCCCAUCCUCGGAUUUCCAGCCGCCUUAUUUCCCACCCCCCUACCAGCCUCUUCCUUACCACCAAAGCCAGGACCCUUACUCCCAUGUCAAUGACCCCUACUCCCUGAACCCCUUGCAUCAGCCCCAGCAGCACCCCUGGGGACAGAGGCAGAGGCAAGAGGUGGGAUCAGAAACCGGGUCACUGCUGCCACAGCCUCGGGCCGCCCUGCCCCAGCUCUCGGGACUGGACCCCAGGCGGGACUACCACUCAGUUCGGAGGCCAGAUGUCCUCCUGCACUCAGCUCACCAUGGCCUUGACUCCGGCAUGGGGGACAGCCUUUCUCUGCACGGCAUCGGACACCCAGGCAUGGAGGAGGUGCAGUCAGUUGAAGAUGCCAAUAACAGCGGUAUGAACUUAUUGGACCAGUCUGUCAUUAAAAAAGUUCCAGUUCCUCCAAAAUCUGUUACUUCUUUGAUGAUGAAUAAAGAUGGGUUCCUGGGUGGCAUCUCAGUCAACACCGGAGAGGUGUUUUGCUCUGUACCUGGCCGCUUGUCUUUGCUUAGCUCAACUUCAAAGUACAAAGUAACGGUGGGAGAAGUUCAAAGGCGCCUUUCCCCUCCAGAGUGUCUGAACGCAUCCCUCCUAGGAGGAGUACUUAGAAGAGCCAAAUCGAAAAACGGGGGGAGAUCUUUGCGAGAAAGGCUAGAAAAAAUCGGUUUGAAUCUACCAGCCGGCAGGCGUAAGGCCGCAAAUGUCACUUUACUCACCUCCCUGGUGGAAGGUGAGGCCGUUCAUUUAGCUCGGGAUUUUGGGUACAUCUGUGAAACGGAGUUCCCAGCCAAAGCUGUUUCUGAGUACCUGAACAGACAGCACACGGACCCCAGCGACCUCCACUCCAGGAAAAACAUGCUGCUUGCUACAAAGCAACUUUGUAAAGAAUUCACAGAUCUCUUGGCGCAGGACAGAACGCCCAUUGGGAACAGCCGGCCCACCCCCAUUUUGGAACCGGGCAUUCAGAGCUGCUUGACUCACUUCAGCCUCAUCACCCACGGCUUUGGGGCCCCCGCGAUCUGCGCCGCCCUCACGGCCCUCCAAAACUACCUGACUGAAGCUCUCAAAGGCAUGGACAAGAUGUUCUUGAACAACAACACUGCUAACAGGCACACAUCUGGCGAAGGACCAGGUAGUAAAACUGGAGACAAGGAAGAGAAACACAGAAAAUGA